This is a messenger RNA of Porites lobata, 10684 nucleotides long. NCBI's taxonomy places the organism in Eukaryota, Metazoa, Cnidaria, Anthozoa, Scleractinia, Poritidae. The record is from the annotation of a GenBank genome assembly.
AAAGCAUCCAAGAUGGCGUCGAUCUGAUAUUCAUUGGUUUGGGUAAAAGUUCUUUAAGUUUUCCUUUCUUUUUCAUCUCAUUGACACUUUCAUUAACAAUACGUAAUGGAUAAACAACAAGCUCCUUCUCCAGUACAAAUGGGGGCAAGGACGAUUCUACAGCAAAAGGUAUUCGAGAGUCUUGGUGCAAAACUUCAUACAGGCUACAUUUAUAAGUCUUCUAAUUAGCUACUUAGUUUAACUAAUAUAAUCAGAUUAUUUAGAAUAUUGUGUGUUGCCGGUUGUAAGCUUGUGUCUUAAUGAAAUUCGAUAUAUGAGUCGUAUUUUCCAUGUAUAAAUCGUGAUAUAAGGCUCAUUAGAGUGCUGAUUAUAAAAUUCCUCCGUACGAAUUAAAUAUUUUUCUCAUGACCACAGAAUUAAUGAGAAUUGGUGCUACAUUGAAAAGAAAGACUUGCCAAAUUUUUCUGUCCAAAUUAAUCCUGGAAUCAAAACUUUAAAACCCUAAAAAUCCUUUGAUUAUCACCGUCUCUUGAAAUCCUGAGCACCCACUUCCUGGGCUUUGAGAGGUGACACAGCCUUGAAACAGUGAUAUAAGGCAGAUAAAAUAGCAUCAAACAACGUAACAUAAAAUUUAAAAAGUGACCAUGAAACAACAAAUCUAUGUACAAAAUUAUAGUAAAUACCCACAGAAAGAUAGCUUCCUCUACAGUAGACCUUGUCACGGUUUUGUAUGCCAUCUUGAUGAGUAGGCAAACGUUUGAGAAAUUACAGUGUUUGUAGGAGAAUCUUAUGUCGAAUAAUUUCCGUAAAACUACUCUUCUGAAAAAAAAAAUCAAUAAUUGAUAUUUUUGACAAUAAUUGAUAUUUUUGACAAUAAUUGACAAACCUUUGCUUUGUAGCUUUAGUUUACAAUCAUUGUAAACUAAAGCUACAAAGCAAAGGUUGUCCCAAAAUAUUUUGGGGGUGUAUCUGUGCUUAAAUUUCUCCAGAGGCUUGCUUUCAAUUUUCCAUAUAUUAGUCUGUAAUUUUUUGUGGGACUUUCUUACAAACAAAUGUAUAGAAAAUUUUAAAAAGUGGUUCUGGUGCAUGUAAUGCACUCAAUUUUUUUCAGUAGAAUCCUUAGGAGUGAAGCUUUAGUUUACAAUUCACUUUUUUUUUAGAACAGCCAUUCAAUGAAAAUCAUUUGACAUAAGAUUCUCAUGCAAACACUGUACACAUGCUUUUGCCUACUCGUCAAGAUGGCGUCGAAACCGUGACAAGGUCUAUUCAUGGGAAAAAUGAUUUUUGAAAUUGAAACUGGAGACUGUAUGACCUUCCUCCCCACCCCUUUUAAAGAAGCCCUUAAUAUAGAAAGCUAAAGAAUUCUAAUAUAGAAAGCUAAAGAAUUCAUCACCAUCUCUCCUGACUUGAUUUGAUGUCUUGCCAUACUUAGGGUGGAUUCAUUUGUAGCAUUUGCUUGUUAGUAUUUUUAUUACUUUUUAAUUUAACAAAAAAUUCUAGUGGGCAAAUACAAUGGCUAGAGGCUGUCAUGCUAAAAAUGAGUCCACCCUAUUAAAAUAAUAUUAUGUCUGCUUCAAUAUUACUAAUAAUUGAAAUUUAUCACUUAAAUUAAUAUGAAGCAUAACCUUUUUCUAAAAAUUAUAUGGUCACAAGAAAUUUCCUCUCCUUUGGAGUCGACUCCAAAGAGACGUGGAACUCCACUGGUUUUUGCUGAUACAUAAAUUAACACACCAUGGUUAUAUGUGUUGCAUACAGGUCGGUGCUAUGUCACAGCCAUCAGUGUCUGGAUUCACAGCUGGUGCUGCUAACACCAGCAUGUACAAGGUGCGGGUACCAAGGUGAGGCACUUACAAUGUCGUAUACUUCAAAUUUUGGUCAAAAUUCACUGUGGGGUGUGGGGAGGGGUACAUAUCCAAAGGAAGGUGUAUUACACUGUGGGGUGUUAGGGACCUUAUGAUCUGACAAUGAUGACGUUAACGACAAUAUUACUAUUCCUAACUGAAACAUUGACUUUGCAUCCUUUCAGACUUUUUUGUGAUUAUUCAAACUCCUUCAGUCUUUUUAAUAUUGGGAAAUUAAGUGGCAGGUGAAGAGAGAAGACCGCAAUGGAUCUCAGAAAGAGACAGUAAAAUUAAUUACCCUGCUGUUCGGGUUCUUGAGAGAACAAGACAGCAAUGAAACACUUGCUACACGGGCUACAGACAAUAUUUCAUUUUGCCAGUUUGACUUAGAGGGUGGGUACUUACAGUUUACAAUUAUUGGUUUCUUCACAAUCACAUUCUUCUCAUUGUCUGAUUCUUAUUACCUAUUAACAAUUUUUGUUAUUGUGUAAAGAAAUAAUACCUCACAAGAGACAAAUGCUAGCUACCGGUAGCUAGCCUUAAUUUCUUCCAGUGUGGCCCAGUGAUUUCUGACAUAAUUUAAACAACUUAAAUUUUUUCUUUCAAGGCACUUGGCAAAAAAAUAUUCAGUCAUGCGUUUCCAGAGUACCAAGGUGGAUAUCUCAGCAGUUUCAAAGGUACAUUUAUAAAAGACACUAUGCAGAUGUACACAUCUCUACCUCUUUUUAAAAGAUGGUCAGUCUCAUGAGACAUUUAACCAGAGAUCAGACCCAAUUUUGGCAGCUUUCAUACAUUUGCUCUUAUAGUUUCAUUCUAAUAAAAAUAGAGCCAGCGUGCAAAGAAAGUCAUGUCUGAUAGCCCGGGGCUAGUAGAGUUUGCUAUUGGGCUAGUGAUUUUUUUUCUUAACUUGCACAAGGGGCAAGUGCUGUUUUUUCGGGAAGUUCAAAUUACAGAAGGAUUGUAAUCAAUCCUGCUAAUCAAAAGGAAUUGGGGGCUAGUUGAAAUGACUUGUGGGUUAGUACAUGCUACAAUCAGCGACAAAAUGAGUUGAGACACCACCCAAAACUAGGCUUUUUUACGUUUCACUAUCUUCAAAAGGAGGAAACAUACCUUUUCCUCCCCCUUCUCCUCCAUGCAAUGUUGUGCUGAUGUUCAAACUACCUAAAGAAAACAACAAACACCCUAACUUUGAAUGGAGGGGACAGGGGAGGGGCGCCAGUUCUUUUGUUCUCCAAAGGUACCCUAUGUCUCAACAAUUUUGUCGCUGAUUGUAGCUACAGCUUGCCCGAAUGGCAGACUGUAAAACUGACUUUCUUUGCACCCUGAGAACAAUGUUGCCAGGUUAGGGACUCUAAAUUUCUCACUCCUUGUAGAAGCUAGUGCAAACAAAUUCAAAAAGAGUCAAAAUUUCUGUUUGUAAUACCCUGAGAAAUAAAUGACUUCAUGCAAAAGGUUUCCCAAAGAGGUUUUAUUUGAAUGGCAACAUCAUAAGAUUUCCCCCAUAGAUCCCUGCUGUUGUAACUUGGUGUACACCAUGUAGAGAUGGAAGGGUUAACAUUAGGGACUUUAAGAUCCAAACAGGUGAAAGUCGCUUAAAAAGUGAAUUUGCGUUCUUUCAGUCUUUAUCGCAAUUAUUCCUUAGUACCCACUUUCUUUGUCAAAUAUAGGCGAACCCUCCUGGAGUUGAAUUCCUAGGAACCAUAUCCAAGUUCAGAAAGAGAAAUUAAAUUUCAUCGUUGCUUGUUUAUGUUCCCCAUAAAACUCGAAAUUAGGCAUUUUCACAUCGUAGGCAUGCAAAAAUGGGAAAAGAAAUGUACAAACAAGUGUGAUGCAGGUGCAAAGUUGUUGUUUUGCUUGUAAAACCUAUUGUUUUUUUGACGUUCUUGUUGUCGUCUGCGUCAUCGGAUCUUAAAGUCACUAUUAUACUGAUUGAAAUGCUCUUUAAGACAAAAUAUGUGACUCCAAGAUUUUGCUGGCAUCCUUGAUGUGGAUUAGAGUGACUUUGUUACCUCUGCGUCCCGCGUCCCGCGUCCCUGACACAAAAAAAUCCUCAAAGAUGCAAAUAAUUCAUGGCAUGCGUCCCGUAGAAUGCAGAGAUCAAUUGAUUGAACUAAACAAGUGUAUUUGGAGAAAUAUCCCAUUUGUUUAAUUUCUGUGGCAGUUAUUAUGGCUAUUGUUUUACAAUGCAUAUUUCUUUUAGCCUUUGUUAUGCUUUAAAAUAGAGAGAUUAUAUUUUAAUUUCAGUAUACUCUAAUACAGAGUUUUGGAGUCUGUCUUCAGAUUAACUGUCUGGUUACAUAAAGGCCCAAGCAUUUUCUUUUUUAGCAUAAUUCAAAACGAUAUUUCUUUUUAGGCCCAAAUGUCCCGCCAGACAGAAUCAAUAGAAGAAAAAGAAAGUGAAAACCUUCCUACUUUUGGUGCUGGUAGUGAGUUUGGUCGUGAAAGGAGGGAGGAAGCGCGUAAGAAACGCCGUGGACAUGUCACCCAGCCAAAGAAUCCUGAGGCCGCACCAUGGAAUUUGAGGAUUGGAGGCAAGAGUGGUCGCAGGUAAUACAAUGUAUAUCCUAUAUUUGUGGCUAUUAAAAGUUGUUAUCAUUUGAAGCAAAUUUUUCUUUCGUUUCAUUGGCUGAGAGCCCACCACGUGACCUGCAAAUAACUGCCUACAAAUAAUGGUCUGCUCAUGCACAAUGCUGUCCAACUGUGUUUGGCUGCAAAUAAUAUUCUGCACAUGCUUUUCUCCUUCUUGCGAUCGCUCUUGCAUGAAAAUUGCAGAUCGCUUUACUUCCUGAGGAUUUUCAGUAAAAAAACAAACUCGGUGAUCGAAUGGUAAAACAAUUGUAUUAGUUUCUAAUGAAAGAUAUUUAUUGUGGUGUGUGUAUGAUGGUAGAGCUCCUCGCACGCUCUUUGUGCACAUGAGCGGAGCCCCAUACCAAAGAAAUCUGAGAAAUUUUGGUAAUCACGUCACUGUACGUCUGCCCAUCCAUCAGCACCACAGGGAAGCCAAUGUGAAAUGUCAAACUUUCAAGCUAGUGUGGGAGCCUGUAAUCUGUGUUUAACAUGAUAACAGACAUCCAUAUUACAGUCAAUUGACAGCUGUCAAAACAGGGUAUCCACUGACCAGAGCCACAUGACUGUAUUGCGGGCUCUGAUGCAAACUCACCGAGGUCAAGUGUUUUUAAGUUUUCUGCUGACCAGUUGUUAGCUUUUAAAUGAUCGCAGGCUCAAGUUUCUGUUUUUCAUUCAUACAGUUGUCCCCUAAAGUUAAGUAUAAAUUUGUGGAUUACCUUGCAGUUGUUUAAACUCCAUUGUAUGAAGUUAAAGUAAAAUGCAUAAAUGGGAGCUUCGCUUUUAGCUCUGGCAAAAUCUAUUUAUUAGGGAUUGUUCAUGGUCUGUCUUGUUAUUAAUGGUAAAAGAGGCAAUCCACAUAUGAAUUUAACCGAACAACAUCAAAAUUUGGAGACUGUGGAAUGGAGAUUCCAGAAUCUUGGAUGCCUAUGAUGAAACAGAACAGAAACAUUGCAGUUGUAUAAAACAAUGCGCAGGAUCGAAACGCACCAACUAUAAUUGUGGUUUGUGUUGUACACCAAUCACCAGCAAACACAAAGCAAUUUAUAGUCCCAAAGCCAAUUGAUACCAGGGCCCAGUGAAGACUAGUUAAGAUCAAUGACAAAGUGGCUUUUGUCAAACGAUCACAAAUGUUAAAUAAGCCUUAUCAUUUGACAAUAUUUAUGGCAAUUCACAUGUGAAGUGAACUGACAUUCCCCCAACAGAGUUAUUGCGAGUCAUUAGCAGUCAAAAGUUUCAAAUCUACACUGGUUUCCUUGCAGGUUUACUGGCCGAAAGGAAGCAGGAAUUAAUGAGAAUUCUUCUUACUACAUUUUAACUCAAUGUGAGGAUGGAGCAUUUGAAGCGGUUCCAGUCAACAACUGGUACAGUUUCACUGCCGAUAUAAAAUACCAGACAUUAACAGCUGAUGAGGCAGAAGAGGAGUUUAAUCGCCGUGAAAGAACAGUGAAUUAUUUCUCUCUUAUGGUUAAGAAGAGGCUAGCAGACAAUAAAGAUGAUAUGGAAGAAGGGGAGCACAGUGACAUGGAUAAACGUUCCAAGAUAGCGAGUAGAACAGCAAAUUUGGUAAGAAAAAAUAACAUUAUUCCAUUUUAACCCUUUCAAUCAAAAGUGGCAAAAGUCAAUAUUACUCAUUCAAAAUAUUUCUCUGUUUCUGAUUGGCCAAAAUCACACGCAUAAUUAUUCAUCAUAACCAGCUACUGUUGACCAAAUUUGGAAGUAUCUUGCAAGCAAUAUUGAACCAAUGACGUCAAAAGUGCAGGAACUGUGAUCCAAAGACAGCAAAGAAGGAAGUGCUGGUAUGAUACCAAUUCUAGGUCUUUUAAGGUUUGCCUUGCCCACCUACCCCUCCCCUAAGCUAACAUUAACACUUCUCACUUAGGGCAAAAUGUUGCCUUAGGGGAGGGGUAGGUGGGCAGUUUCCUAGAGACAUAUAAUGAUCCAGGCAUGCCUUCUAGAAAGUGAAAGAAAAGAACUAAAGAAUUGCUGGGAUUAUUUGUCAGUGUCCAUUUUAGGGAGCUGUCUGUGUUAUAGAGGGGAGUUUGUCUGGAGGAAGUUGAGUGUACAUCAAGUUUAUGUGAAAAAAAACCUUGUUAAAGUUCUCACUUUUUUGCUGCAGAUUAUUCAUGAUGACGAAAGGGAUUUAUCGCUGUCAGAGGAAGAAGAUGAUGAUGAGGAGGAAAAUCAAGGGAGCAGUAAAGAAGGUAAACCGUGAUCUGCUUUGUGUACUUUUUUUUACCGUGAACUAACUUGUUUUCUGAUAUAUCAAACAAUAAAUGUGUUUUCCCUUUGUUAACUUCAUGUAAAGCAAUAGUCUAUUCUAAAAUUCCAUGAGGAGGUUAAACUUUCAGAUUAAUUUGCUGUAUGGAUAUUAGCGGCCUUUGAAUUUGAUUUUGAAUACAAGAUCGAGUCACGUACAACUAAACGUCGGUUAUGGGACCAUUAACAAUGGUUAAUCAGUCUUUUAGUUUGCCUCCCCCCGCCCCCCACCCCGUCCCUCCUGCCCCCAACCGUCGAAAACGCCCUACUGUUCCUUUGGCAAAUAGCACGUUCAUCUUUAUUCUUAACCUGUGUUCUGACCCCCCCUCUACCAUACAAAAAUCGGGAACACGAUUAACGUCGUCUCCUCUGUGGGUUGAAUGUUAGGCAGCUGAUGUUGUUUCCUUCCGCAGAUAAAAAGGCCAAGAAAGACAAGCACAAGGUCGGACAGAAAAAGCAGCAAAAGGCUAAGAAAGGUUCAGAUGCUGAUAGCGAUGUCUCAUCUGGGGAAGAUGGUUACCUGGAUUCCAAGGAAAUGGAUUACUUAUCUGACAGCUCGUCCUCGUCAGAGGGUAAGACUUCUUAAACCUUCAAACGCCAAUAUCAUCAUCAUCAUCAUCAUCAUCAUCAUCACCAUCAUCAUCGUCGUCGUCAUCAUCAUUUUCAUCGUCAUAAUCACAUGCAAGAGAGAAUGAGGUAGCUCAUUCUCUCUUGUCAUAUCAACAGAUAAAACAGUUUCACCCAUAGAGGAUAUUACAUGGCCGCGCGGAGAUACGAAGUUUCUCUUCUCGUGUUGAAAAAAUAGUUCACUCGUUCACUGCGCUCACUCGUGAAAUAUUUUUCAACACUCGAAGAGAAAUUUCGUACCUCCAAGCGCCCAUGUAAUGUUCUAUUUAUUAUAUAAACACCAAUGAACUACCAAACCAUUUCACUUUAAUAGUUUUUUGGUCAAUGGUGUGAAAGGGGCGAUUUAUUAUGUAAUAAUAAUAAUAAUAAUAAUAAUUUAUGAACUUAUAGUGCGCAGCUUAACAUGAGAAUGAUCAGCUGCGCAUUACAACUACAUUACUUUAAAAGAAACAAAUAAAAGAUAAUGCAUUAAAAGAAUAAAAAAUAAGAAGAAUAUAUAUGCAUGCAAGUAAGAAUUGAAUAUAAAAUUGCUCACCAAUAUAAAGUUUUAAAAAGAUAAGUCUUAAUAUGCGCCUUAAAACUGUUCACAUUAGUAAUCGCACGAAGUUCUUUUGGGAGAGAGUUCCAGAGCCUUGGCGCUGCUACCAUAAAAGCUCUAUCACCUAACGUCUUCGAUUGAGCAGCUAGCAUAGAAAGUAAAAUACUAUCUGAAGAUCUAGUCAUAGCAACGGUGAAAUUUUCACAAGUUUUCGUGCGAAAGCUCACUUGCUAUUUCAUUGGUGUUUAUAUAAUAAAUAAAGUUAUUUUUGACAUAUCUUGUUUGAUGAUAAACAAUACCACAAGAAACACACUUUACGAUUUCAUUUACAGACUCAAAAGUUGACACUACCUGAUAUAGUAAACAGUACCACAAGAAAGGACUGUUCAGUAACUUUCAUUUGAAUGGUCAGGUCACACUUAGAGAUUUCAUCCACGGACUCAAAAGUUAGAACCACUUUGUACAACAUAAUAAUCAGCACCACAGAAAAGAACUGCUUAGUGGCUUUCAUUUGAAUGGUGACACUUUAAUAAGGAUUUCGUCGACAGACUCCAAAGUUAGAACCACCUUGUACAGCAUAAUAAACAGCACCACAGGAAAGUUCUGCUCCGUAGCUUUCAUUUGAAUGGUCACACUUGAGGAUUUCACCCAAGGACUCUAACCCCAGAAUCUCCUCUGAUGGUUAUUCAAAUUCACGGCCAUCCUAAUCGUACGUUGUUAUUGUCGUUAUGUUUUUGUUGUUGUUGUUGUAUUACAGAAGAUGUUAUGGCUUUAAAAGUGAACAAACCGAAAGCUGAAGAUGACCUCAAUGCCGAAGAGACAUCAAGCGAAGAUGAGGAUGAACUAACACAAGAAGGACAUGAGCUGAAAGAUAUGUUGGAACGAGAUGAAGGGAAAGAGUCCUGGGACGAGGAUGAAGACGAAGAAGAUCCGGACGGGGAUGAAAUGAAGGGAACGUCUGCUUUGUUUUUACAAGGUUAGAAAUCAUGGCACAACAACAGUCAACAAAAACAACAAUCUUUAUUUGUACUCAGAAAUUACAACAGUGAAACUAUUGAAAGUAAAAUUAGAGUACUGGCUGCCUGGAAAAACCAUAGAGGCUAGUGGAGACGGGCAGCCAGUUGAUGAUAGUAAUAAAAGUGAGUGGAGUUCAAUUCGUUCUGUAAUCAUACGAGUGAUAAACAAAAUCAGACGACCGCGUAGCAGGAAUCCGAUUUGCUUAAUCACAAGUAGAGUAAAGACGCGGCGGUCGCAUAGCGCGGGAAAAUGUCACGACGUGUUUACCUAUGUGGCCAGUCACACAGUGAAGUGACGUAAAAUUAACGAAUCUGACCAAUCACCGUUCGUGCAAGACACUUAACCAAGCAGAAAUCGAGGCGGUUACGAUUAUCCAAAGAGAGGCUAUCGUAAGUAAAAUGCAACAAAGGGGAUUGCUCUGGCCAAUCACAUGAGAGGCAAUUUAUUAAAUGAACCAAUCAAAUUACAGAGUAAAGACUUGGAGAUGGCAAGCGCGGGAAAAUGCUACGACUUGUUUCACUUUUAGUUGCUUGACAUGUGGCCGUCUUCGCCAUAGGUGCGAAAACACUUAAUUACUAAACUGGUGAACAAAUUUUGACUAUCUUGGGUGCGUUUUGCUCGUAUAUGAUCUCAAAUUUAUUUUGUGUUUGUAAAGGUGACAAAAAGAAAAAGAAGAAGUCUGGGAGUGGCUCCAGUACCUCUUCAAAUAGCCGUUCAUCGACCCCUACGAUUGCUACAGACGGCGCUGCUAAUACCAUUGCUGCCGCUGCUACAAAGCUGAGUCAGGACAGACCAGGGACUCCCUGUAAGUAUAUCCCCACUAUUUCCCGGGUUCGUAGAUGAAAUUGUAUGGAGUGACCGUAUAAAUGAAACCUAUUUAGCAAAACCUUCGUCAGGUACUAGUUCUUUCACAGUAUUUUACAAACUAGCAUUUUGGAUGUUGUUCCAUUUGUUCCCGAUCAGUUUCAUGUUCCCCGUGUUGAAAAAAUUUUCUAAAUUGUCUGGGUUUUUGUAGCAAAAUCAAAGAAGCGUCCAGCAAGUGCAAGUAAAAAAGGUACCCCAGGCGAAGAGGGAAGUCCAGCAAGCAAAAAACCUCGUGUAUCCCCGGCACCUUCCGCGGGAGGGGCAGGAGGAGGCUCAAGAACAAGCACCCCAACACCGACCGGUAGUGAGGAAGGCCCUCAGGGAAUCACUGAAGAAGCUGUGAGAAGGUACCUCACAAGAAAGCCCAUGACCAGCAAGGACCUUUUGCAAAAGUUCAAGAGCAAACGAACAGGCCUGUCAAAUGAUGAGACCGUGAAAAAGCUUGCUGCUAUUGUUAGAAAGAUACAACCCGAACAGAAGACCAUCAAAGGGAAACUUUAUCUGUCGCUUAAACCACAGAGCUAAGAUGUGCGCGUGAGAAGGUCUCUUGUUUCGUCCCAUUCUCGCUUAAUCUUCACGUGCGCGCCUGAUUAAGUCGCUUUAAUAAUAGAUCUUUUUACCUUGGGUUGUGUGUUAACCCAUUCUUACUUUAGUCAAAAAACAUUAGCGUUAAUUGCAAGUUAUGCGUGGUUACUACCAAUAGAACGUUUUCACUCACCUAGCCAGUAUCUAUGGAAAAUUCAUUGGAACAAAAGAAAGUGUUUAAAUAAGAAAAGAGCCCAACUCCCACAAGAAUUGCUCCGAACACCAACAUGGCCGCCAUUUUAUUACUUAGGAACACCAAUAUAGCUUCCGUGACGUCAUUUGAACGUUCUAUUACGCAUACGCUUUCAAGCCAAAAAUGCUCGUUUUAUGCGCAGUGCGUUUCUAUUGAGCCAGUACAGUCAAACCCCGUUAAUACGGACACUGAGGA